AUGCGUGAGGUUAUCUCGAUCCACGUUGGACAGGCCGGAGUCCAAAUCGGAAACGCUUGCUGGGAGCUUUACUGCCUCGAGCACGGAAUCCAGCCCGAUGGAACGAUGCCAACGCAGUCAACGAACAACGGCGAGUCCUUCACCACUUUCUUCUCGGACACUGGAUCCGGCCGUUACGUCCCAAGAUCGAUUUUUGUCGAUCUUGAGCCAACUGUCGUCGACGAGAUCCGCACAGGAACCUACAAGAAGCUCUUCCACCCAGAGCAGAUGAUCACCGGAAAGGAAGAUGCCGCCAACAAUUACGCUCGUGGACACUACACCGUCGGAAAGGAGCUCAUCGACACCGUGCUCGAUCGGAUUCGUCGUCUUGCCGACAACUGCAGUGGACUUCAAGGAUUCUUCGUCUUCCACUCGUUCGGAGGAGGUACUGGAUCCGGAUUCACUUCCCUUCUCAUGGAGCGUCUUUCCGUCGACUACGGAAAGAAGUCCAAGCUCGAGUUCUCGAUCUACCCGGCCCCACAGGUCUCAACUGCCGUCGUUGAGCCAUACAACUCCAUUCUCACCACACACACUACCUUGGAGCACUCCGACUGUGCGUUCUUGGUUGACAACGAGGCCAUCUACGACAUCUGCAGAAGAAACUUGGACGUUGAGCGCCCAAGCUACACUAACCUUAACAGAAUCAUCUCUCAGGUAUACCAGAUCGACUCCAUAUUACAGAAGGAUCAUUCAACGCUUUCAGGUCGUCUCCUCGGUCACUGCCUCUCUGAGAUUCGCUGGAGCCCUCAACGUCGAUCUCAACGAGUUCCAGACCAACUUGGUGCCAUACCCAAGAAUCCACUUCCCACUCGUCGCCUACACUCCGCUGAUCUCCGCUGAGAAGGCUUACCACGAGGCUCUCUCCGUCAGCGACAUCACAAACAGCUGCUUCGAGCCAGCCAACCAGAUGGUCAAGUGCGAUCCACGCCACGGAAAGUACAUGGCUGUGUGCCUCCUGUACAGAGGGGACGUCGUUCCGCAGGACGUCAACACUGCCAUCGCUGCCAUUAAGACCAAGAGAACCAUCCAGUUCGUUGACUGGUGCCCAACCGGAUUCAAGGUCGGAAUCAACUAUCAGCCCCCAACCGUUGUUCCGGGAGGAGAUCUCGCCAAGGUGCCACGCGCCGUCUGCAUGCUCUCCAACACCACCGCCAUCGCUGAGGCCUGGUCUCGUCUUGACUACAAAUUCGAUCUGAUGUACGCCAAGCGCGCCUUCGUCCACUGGUAAGACUGACAAUUCAGAGAAUAUUAUCAUGUAAUCCUCUUUUUCCAGGUACGUCGGAGAAGGAAUGGAGGAGGGAGAGUUCACCGAGGCCCGUGAGGACUUGGCUGCUCUUGAGAGGGACUACGUGGUGGUCGGCGCCGACUCAAACGAUGGAGGAGAGGAGGGAGAGGAAUAUUGA
Molecule: messenger RNA, 1442 nt
Organism: Caenorhabditis sp. 36 PRJEB53466
Lineage: Eukaryota; Metazoa; Nematoda; Chromadorea; Rhabditida; Rhabditidae
Source: the annotation of a GenBank genome assembly